This is a messenger RNA of Phlebotomus argentipes, 3880 nucleotides long. Its product is annotated as AF4/FMR2 family member lilli-like. The transcript is spliced from 9 exons. The record is from RefSeq and is a predicted model, not a curated record. Gene Ontology annotation, cellular component: nucleus. The coding region runs from base 627 to 3842 and encodes 1071 amino acids. NCBI's taxonomy places the organism in Eukaryota, Metazoa, Arthropoda, Insecta, Diptera, Psychodidae.
GCCGGGUGUGCGAGCGAGACGGCGCGAGAAAACAUCGAAACAAUAGGCGAAAAGUCCACAAUAGGCGCUCGAUGAGUGUGUGAGUGCACCCCGCAAACAAGAUGGCGUCCGUAAACUUGGAGUGAAUCGAGUGUUUAUUGGUUUUUUGUUGGGCCCAAAACCCCAGAAAAUGACCAGAUACUGAGUCAAAAGUGCGUGAAAAGACAUCGUGAAGAGCCAUUGUAUUGUUUUUGCGUGAAUUCCGGACGGCGCCGCAGCGGUGAGAGCGUGAAAAGUGGGUGAGACUGCAGCGGGAGAGCUCCCCUGAAAUCCUCCAUUGGACUGUCCACAAAGCUCACACGGGAGCGAAGGAGGGCCCGCGAGGGGCCCAAAAGGCCACCACAGAAGCGGAUCAAAGCGAGUGCCACCAUGUGGUCAAUUGGCUGAGAGAUUGUGAGGCUGAUCGAGAGAAAGAAGCAUUCAUCUGCCGGUCGGCAUAUUUUCAUCUCAUCUUCGGUUUGGCGCAAAGAUAGAGUUAAAAGAAAAACAAGGAAAGACAGAAGAAGAGGCGCGUGAGAGCGUGAAGAGUUCUGAGGGCGAUUUUCCAGGAGUGCUCGAACUCUCUUGCUGAGCGGGCGCUUCCAAGAAUGGAUCCGGUGGGGCCCUGGUCCUACACGUACAAUCGCCUGGCGGCUGGAGCGGCCGCCGGGGCGACAAGUGGGGAUUUCCACCAUCACUUGGCCACGGCGGCGGCCAAUAAUGCGGCCAGCGUCGGAGCGCCGGCCACGACGUCACAGCUGCUCGCUCAGGCAGCGCACACGACAAGUCUGGGCACAUCGGCCACGUCCGCGUACGCCGGCGGCUUCCUGUCGCCGCCCACCGUGGGCUACGAUGCGGUGUUCACGCCGUUCCUGCACCACCCAAAUCCCAAGCCGGCGCACUACAGCUCCACGAUCAAUGCCCAGCAUCGGCAGGCGCUGGCUCAGGAUGCGUCUCCGGCGGCGGCGCAUCAUCAGCCGCAAUCGUCGGCAUUCUUCGAGCAGGCGUCCAGCGGCAGCAGUGCCGGAUCCGCGGCCUCGGGCGGCGGCAGCACGUGGCAGGGCGGUGGAAAUCAGCUGCCCAGCCCCUUUGGUAUCCUGCCGCACGAGAAUGUGCCGUCGAGUCCGGGCGGAGGCGCCGGCGGGGCGACAAAGAGUGGCGCGGCGAGCAGCAAUCCCGCCACGGCAGCCGCGGCGUCUGUGUAUGACAACUUCAAUGCCCACAUUGCCGCCCAGUCGCUGUAUCACAUCAAUAGCCAUCUGGCGGCGAAUGCAGUGGCCGCGGCGGCGGCCAACAAGGCGGCAGCAGCCGCGGCUGCUGUGCGCUCGGGAUCACCACAAGUGACGGCGGCGGCGACGAUAGCGAGCAACAAGAUUGCCACACCGUCGAACUUCUACCAGGGCGUGCCGACGGGCUACGGAGUGGCGGCGGCGGCGGCGGCAGUUGCGGCUGCGGCUGAAUUGUCAACAUCGUAUCCAACGACGGUGAUAAGUCAGAAGCAGCAGCAGCAGCAAUCGGCGAGCAAUUCGACGGAGUACAGCAGUAGCGGCGGCAGCGCAGGUGGAAAGCGCGGUGGUGGUGCAACGACGACGGCAAGUGGCGGUGGUCUGCAUCAGCAGCAGCAACAUGUUGUUGGCAGUGCCAUGCAGCCGGCCACGAUGGCGUCGUCUGGUCAGCAGCAGGAGGAGCAAAACAUAGCCAAGUCGAUAGCGGAGAAGAAGUACAAUCUGCCAAAGGGCGUGGGGUCGGGCUUCAUGGGGUCGUACUUGAAGUUUUUGCAAGGUGAGCGCGAUACGUCACCACCACCGGCGAGUCGGGGUGGGCGAAAGGCGACGUGGUCGAGAACGGCGGCCGCAUCGACAGCGGGCGCCAGUCAGACCACAGCCACGGCGUCGACUAUGAAGAGUGGCAGCGGCGCCGCCGCCGCCGCCGCCGCCAACUACCAGCAACAGCAGCAGCAGCAGAUAAGCAAUGGUGUGAAUAUACACUCGCAGCAGAUCAUCCAGUCGGGGCAGCACCAGCAGCAGCAGGCGGAGAUGGAUGAUAGGUAUUAUCAUCAGGCGGCACGCAAUAAUUCCAAGCGCAAGUACGAUGAGGAGGAGGAGAGGCGCGGCAAGGCGAAGGCGGCGGAGAAAAAUGAUGUGGCCAAGGAGGCAAAGAAGCCACGGGCGCAGCCUCAGCCGCAACUGCAGACACUCCAGCCGGCGCCGAGUGUUGUCCAGCCCACAGCGGCUCCGCCACACCUUCCCCUCCAUCCCCAUCCACACCAUCAUCAUCCGCAGCCGCCGCCGCAGAUGAUGCAACAGUCAUACUAUCAACAGCCAGAUGAAGAAGUGCCACAGCGUCGUGAAAUGUCCCACCGAAAGGCGAAGGGACGAAGUGUCCUGCAGCUGCUCAACAUGUCGCUGGACAGUGAGGAUUUCGCUGGCGCUGUGUCAGAUGAUGAGCCGGCGGAGUUUCAGGAUUCCGACACGGAUCCCGUGUGGACACCGGGUGUGGACGAGGAGGACGAAGAGUGGGAGCAGGGCAGGAAGCGCACAAGGAAAUCCAGGGAGAAUAGGAAUAGGUCGAGAAGGGUGACGCCAGAUCGAGAAGAGGCUGAAUUGAGGGACUUUCUGCCGAUGAAGGACAACGUGCAGGAGGAAGUGGUGAGUCUCGAUCAUCUGGAUGAUGAGAUGCACAACAAGGGAUCAGUGAUUCACAUGCAAUUGAAGCCAAAUGGACAGAAAGUUCAUCUUCCAGACAUGACGAAUGAUAAUCACGAGGGAUUCAAGGUCGGGCAGUUUAUAGUGAAUUUACAGGACGAAAUGACCCACGAAUGGCCAAAACUGUGGCGUGUUGACGGGAAGAAUCUGAUAGAGAAGUACGAACCGAUUCUGAAGGCGGGAAAAAUUGUCUAUCGCAAUGAAUCUGUGUUCGCCGCUCUGCUGCAGGACGCUUAUGGCAGCUAUCGCGUGGUGAAGGUGAAUCCUCUGCACAUCCCGACGGACUUCCGUGGGCGGCAGAACAGCGUGAUUGAGUGGCUGCGGGAUGGCGUGGAUUGUGUGGCGUCUGUGGUGAAGCAGGAGCAGUUUGUGCAGCCGACGAGUCAUCAGCAGCAGAGUGUGAUUCGCGAGGUGGCGCCGCCGCCGCCGCCACUAGUGGACUUGGGCUCGGAGGUUCUGAUCACGCCCUUCGAUCGCCUGAUGCAGGAGAAGGCGGUGUAUCAGGAGCACUUUGAGAUCUACAUCCAGACGCUGAUCUCACAGGCGCUCGAUCCCAACUUCCUCACGGAGAUUCUGCAGGAGAAUGAUGAGUACUUCCUGGCCAGUGUGCGUGCCAUUGAUAGUCUGGUGGAUGGACUGAAGACGCGUCUGCUCACGGCGCGUCCAAUCUCGCGAAACUUCCAUGCAGCCGUGGAGAUGUGGCCGCAAUACGAGGUGCUUCAGCUGGGCGCCAAUUAUCCGCCCCAGAUCGCGUGCACGAGCUGUCUGCGCGCCGUGGCGUCGCUGCACGUGCGCUUCAGCGGACAGCUGUACAAUGUGGUCACGAUGACGGCCAGGGAGAUGCAGGACAAUCUGGAGCGUGACUUCACGCUGUGUCCGCAGUGCAGUGAGAACUUGAGGAUUCACCAUCGCAUGAGUCAUCAGAAGUACAGACUCUUCAUGUCGUGCACGCAGAAAGUGCAGCAGCUCAAUGUCCAGGAUCCCACCAAGACCAGCACGGCGAUACUCAAUGAGCUCCUGGCCAAUGACGCGUGGCUGGAAGAGCUCUUCAAGAACGUCCGGCAAUCUUGGGUGGAAUUGGAAUUACUUGUCGAUCCUCAAGGUGUUACGCGAUACUGAAAGACGAGAGAAGAGAAGAAACACCGGGAAUUCUUAAG